Messenger RNA from Syngnathoides biaculeatus (alligator pipefish), 5909 nucleotides. RefSeq names its product NK6 homeobox 3 (gene nkx6-3). Gene Ontology annotation, cellular component: nucleus. Gene Ontology annotation, biological process: cell differentiation; regulation of transcription by RNA polymerase II. Gene Ontology annotation, molecular function: DNA-binding transcription factor activity, RNA polymerase II-specific; RNA polymerase II cis-regulatory region sequence-specific DNA binding. The coding region runs from base 520 to 1314 and encodes 264 amino acids. The transcript has 4 exons. The record is from RefSeq and is a predicted model, not a curated record. NCBI's taxonomy places the organism in Eukaryota, Metazoa, Chordata, Actinopteri, Syngnathiformes, Syngnathidae.
UGCUGUUUGCUGUUUGAGCGCGACGUCGUUGCUCAGCGGCGCACUCGAAAGUCAUACAAAAACAUCUUGACGGUAAAAAGUGUUUCCAAGGCUCAACGGUUCCUCCCAAGGCCCAUUUGCUCAAACCCGUCACGCCAUCAAGAAAAAUCAACUUGUUCCCAGUCCACCUGUUCAAAAUAUCAUCAAUCUCCAGCCGGCCAAUUACAGGCCCGGCUCUCCUCGGGCAACCAAUGGCGAGGCCCGGCGGCUCUGACCAAUCCCAGGCUGCAUUCUGACGAGGCCCGUCUUCAUCAAUGUGCUGGUCCAGAUGUCCGCACGCUGCCUCUGUAUGAUAUGCGAAGGCGGGCGGCGGGGGAGCCCAUCUCGUUGGGACAGACGGCCGCGCUGGCCAUGGCUGCCGAGAGGUGAUCAGUGUUGGGACCUCACGAGAGACCAUCAUAUGGUACCAGAACCUUGCCUGUUUUUGUGCUGGUCCUGACUGGAUCUGAGCGGAGUUUGCUGAGACUAAUCCCCACCCCCAUGGAUCCAAACAUCCAAAGUUCUUUGCUGUUCAACAACAGCCUCAACCAGUUUAGCUCCGAGCUGAAGGCGCCAGUAUGCCAGUACUCGGGACCGAGCCCUUUCUACAAGCUCAACGCGGGCCAACUGCCCCCGGGGACCCCUCACGGCAUCAGCGACAUCCUGAGCCGCUCCGUGGCGGGGGCGGGCUCGGCGGGCACCGCCAACUCCCUGCUCUCCGGCUACUCCGCCGCCGGGGCUUUCGGCCCGGCCGUCUCCGGCGCGUCCGUGUAUUACAACCCGGACUACGGCGCCACCUUGAACGCUUGGGCCAAGCCCGGCGCCGAGUGCCCCGUGAAGGCUCGCGCCGUGACCUGCUGGGCUGACGCCGGCUGCGACUGGAGAGGAGCCAAGCAGCAGUGCGCCGACGUCCCGGACCCGCCUGUGUGGAGCUUGCAUCGGAAGAAGCACACCAGGCCCACGUUCAGCGGGCAUCAGAUCUUUGCUCUGGAGAAGACCUUCGAGCAGACAAAGUACUUGGCCGGUCCCGAACGGGCCAGACUGGCUUAUUCCCUGGGCAUGACCGAAUCUCAAGUCAAGGUUUGGUUCCAGAACCGCCGCACCAAGUGGCGGAAGAAGAGCGCGUCGGAGCCCAGCUCCACGCAGGCCCGCGGGGGGGCCUCGGACAACGAGGCGGAGGACGAGGAGUACAACAAGCCCCUGGACCCGGACUCCGACGACGACAAGAUCCGCUUGCUGCUACGCAAACACCGCCGGGCUUUCUCGGUCCUGCGCCUGGGGCCCCCCCACGUGUGACCCCAGCUAGCGCACGCACGCGGUGAUUUGGGGAGUACAUAAACAAUUAGUUACAACGUUCAUGUAACUGUAAUCCAUUACAUUACCGGAAGUGUGUCGUUAAGUUGCGGUUGUAUUUUUUUUUAUCUCUUUUUCAUUAAUACAAUAUUAGUUACUUUUGAAAAAUAGCCGCAAAAGCUCAGAUUUUUCAGUUCUGCCUUCUAAAACGUCUUCUGAUUGGCUCUCUCUGGUCAUGUGACAUUAUGCCCGAGUCUCAAACGUGGCAAUUGUCAUCUAGUGAUACAUUUUUAUUUUUUUGGCUGUGAUUUUGAAAUGUUUGCCUCAUUAUGACACUUUGCAACACAUAAGCGAACAUUGAUUUUUCAACAAAAUAACAUCUUCAUAAUUACUUUUUUUUUGUAACAGGGAGAUUGUUGAAAUUAUACACAUUUGUCAUGUUUGUGUCACAAGCAAGGGAUAAGGGGUCGGACCCAAAUGGACUCACUCCGAAGUAAGGACCUGGUUUACGGGGGAGCUUUAAUACCAGGCUGAGGUCAAAACACAGACAGGCAAGUCCAAAAAGGACAAAGCACAAGCACACGUGGCCCAAAAAAAUAAAAGAAGCGGGGGUCACAUUUCAUGAGGGCGAAAUAUCAAAUAAAAAAACAAAAACCAAAAAACAAGGAACAUGAACAAAACAAGACGAGACUAGACAAUGGGGGACAGGAACGCGGCAACGAGGCAACACACUCACAAACGGACCAACUGGAAAACUAAAACACGACAAACAAGCCCUGACAGCGUUGUGGUUUUGCACAUGCCACAAAUUUUUUUUUUUUCAUUUUUAAUUAUGCACUUACAUUUCAAAAUGUUUUAUCAUAAGCUUCUUUUUUCCUCUGAUAAGGAAAAGUAUGGGUGAGUUCUAAAAUGGUGAUCUUUGAUUUUAAUUCAGUUUUGAUGCAUUCGAAAAAUAACCGCAUGUGAUCCCGUUAAAAUACUUUAACUCACAUUUUAAUUACAUAUUCAAAGAGUAACUUGGAAUUGUAAUUUCCAUGUUAUACACAAAUUAGUUUUUAUUUUGUUUUAUUAAAACAAACUUCUAAUUUGAGGCUUGCUGUCCCAAAUUUGAGCCGUUUUGAAAAUAAAAAAAAAUAUGCGCGCAUUAUUAUUGUGCUUAUAGCGUCACACUGCACUGCAUCAUAUUGAGAGGUUACAAAUGUUUCAGUUACCCAAUUUAGCCUGAUAUUAAAAAAAAUAGCUCCUAUUAUGAUGAAGUAUAGUCAUACAUCACUGCACUCACCAUAAUCAUAUAGUCAAAAUUAAGGCAGUUCCUGGAUACCAAUCUUGUAUUGUAUCACAAUAAUGCAGCUGUACCAAAUAUUUUGCACCUGGCGAUGUCCUAGAGAUUAUAUAUCAAAGUCAAAUACUUGGCAAUAAAAAUUGUUAUGGAAAUAAGAUCAUGUAAUCACUGACUUUUGUUUUUUUUUUUUUUUUGCUGAGGCAAAACAGAACUAGGCGGCUCGUUGCCGUCAUAUUAUUUAUUAAUUCUCCCUGACAGUCAAAAGUUUGUUGGUUCAAAUCUCGGCUCAGGCAUGUUUUUUUUUUUCUUCUUCUUUUCUGGCUGCGGCAGUCGGCGCCGCCCUGGUACAACAUUCAGAGCAAAGAAAAAAAAAAAAAAAACUAGAACGGAGAAUGAGCGACAUUACGUAUUAGGGAACUAAUACUUCUAAGAGUCACAGUUGUGAAAAGAUGUAGCGUAUUCUUGCAUGUGAUGAUUUGGAUUUUGGGAAGUGUCAUUAAAUGAAUACAAAUUAUGUGGUGGUGACAGUUCAAAAACUUUUUUUUUUUUUUGCCCAUGUGGUCCAAUUUAUAGAAAUCAAUACAAGCCGACCAGCUCAUUGACCAAAUAACCUCUGUACUGCACGGCGCUUACAACGCGGUAUGGAGUAAAAUAUGCUGGACAUAAUGUACUGGAACACAAUUUUGCAGUAAAUUCACAGAAAAUAAGUCAAUUAUUUGUAAAGCAUUUGAGCUCAGAUGCAGCAUUUUAGCAUAUUGUGCGAUUCUCAUUUUAUGCAUUCUUUUUUUUUUUUUUCACCCAAAUUUAGUUCAAUUUGCUUUUAUGUACGCACCGAUAAAGGAAAAGUUACUGGUAUGUCACGUCAAUAAAUAGAAUUCUGACACAUUCCGAAUCAUGCUUCCGACUUGUGCGCCGUUCGUUUUCGUGAGGCCUCUCCCUGUAGCGGGGAUGGGGGAGGGUCACCAAGGUCAAGCACGAUGACUAAAGUAAUAUUCCACGAUAUUCUUCCUAUUCCGCAGACUUUAAAUGAAGGUUUACAGGUUGAGCGACCUCGUUAUCCCAAAGCGGGGCUAUUUUUGGACAAGGUGUGUCCAAUUUACUCAACUAAUCUUAAAUAAAAAAGAAAAUUAUAGAAGAUGCUAAAGCGAUGGCCUCACAGUUCUGGGGACUCUGGUUCGAUCCCGGCCCCGCCUGUGUGGAGUUUGCAUGUUCUCCCUGUAGCCUGCGUGGGUUUCCUCCGGGCACUCCGGUUUCCUCCCACAUCCUCAAAAACAUGCAACAUUAAUAUUGGAUACUCUAAAUUGCCCCUAGGUGUGAUUGCGACUGUUGUGUGUCUCUAUGUGCCCAGUGAUUGGCUGGCGACCAGUUCAGCGUGUACCCCGUCUCCUGCCUGUUGGCAGCUGGGACAGGCUCCCGCGGACAACGUGACCCCCGUGAGGAUAAGCUAGCAAAGUAACUGCAUGGAUAGAUUAUCAGCGCUAUACAUGCCAAGAAAAAUAUCAUUAAAUAAUCAAAUAUCAUUAUCAUGACUUCUUUCCAGCUGCCUUUUUAAUUGUAUCCAUCAUAGCAUGUCUUUUCGUCACAUGCACAUGGUUUUAUUCAAUACACACAAAAAUUCUUGCCUUGGCUGAACAUAUAUUGCAGGAGUCUUGUCACACACGCACCCAAAAAAAAAAUAUAUAUAUAUAUUGUUGUAAAAACCAGCAAUUUAAAAAUAUUAACACGUACACAAUGUCCAACAAUGAAAAAUACAACCAGUGCGCAAUAAACAGUUGACGUGAGUCAAGUAUUCGUGAAAUUAGUGAGAUGCGGGACAGGAUUUUUUUGGCAACACUAUUAAGAAAAGUGCACCAUUGGGGAAAAAAAAAAAAGCCAAAGGAAAAAGCCUGCAGUUGUGCCCCCAUUGAGGGGGUGCGUUUGACUAUUAAAAUUCUUUGCAUGCCCCUGCGCGGUCCUGAAAACUAUUUUGUGAUACUGGGGGUCACGGAGCACAUUUCACUUUUUUUGUCGUCGUGACAGGGAAAGGCCGAAAUCCUAAUACUGUACCGGUGUGACGGUCUGAGCACUCUCAGUGCUGAAAAGUGUUUUUGAUUAAUGCGCAUGCGCGUAUAUUUUGUAAACUUCCGGCCAGUCUGAAACAUCCUCAUCCAUGUUUCAACAUGUGCCAUUCGACAACGCGUUCAUAAACACAUCGAAUGUACAUAUAUGUGAAUAUCUUUUUAUUAUUUUUUUUUUAAAUCAACUUUUGUUUUAAGGUUAGGAUAUAACGUAUGAUCGCUCCCUCUAUGUGGAAGAAGGGGAACUGUGAGACUGGGGGAUUUCCCAAUAAGCGUCUGCCGCGUACCCAGAGUUCCCCUCUUAGUAACGCAUACGCAUUUAUCACAAGGAGACUUUUCAGCACAGGGGAGCGCUCAGACCGCCACACCGGCAUCUCAACAUUAAAUUGAUUUUCACACUCGGAAGGCAUUUUUUUUGGACGUGGGGACGCGGUGGGUCUGAAGCCGCCACCGGCUGGCUCGUUGCGAGGGGGCAGCCCCUCAAUGUGGAUGCAAAAAAAAAAAAAUAAAAAAAUAAAAAAUCAGCGAGAUGUUAAAGGUGAAUAAAGCACUUUGUACACAAGGUUUUACUCUAUUUUCUUUUAAAUAUCAAGAGAUUUAAAAAAAAAUAUGUGUUACCCUUAAAUUUAAAUGAUUAAAAACAAUAAAAAAAUCGUUUUUUCCUAAGAACUGCAAUAGUAAGCUAACAGCACGUUUUGACAUUUGUCAAGCUGACAAUUUCGAACACUUGGAAUGGCAAAACUGCACAUUUUUAAAAAUACUUUACAUGCCUUUUAGUCAAUUGUUCAGCAUCGACCCCCCACCCAAAAAAAAAAAAAAAACAAAACGUGCGGGACAUCGAACAGCUGUCUGAAAUCAUUUGUGGAAAAUAGCAGUCACAGCAAAGAGAAUUAAAAAAAAAAAACCUGUAAAUAGCUAAAAAUAGAAAAAUCAAAAACAAAAGCACGUAUACAGUUAAUCUAUGGCUCAAUAAAUAAGUUCUGAACACACAUUAACAAAAUUGCCUGGUUAUAAUAAUAAUAACAAUAAUAAGUUUAGAGAGUAAUGCUCAUCUGGAGCGUGCUUAUGCUAAUAAACUAAAAUGUAAAAAGGUCACGUGAGGGUGUUGAACUUGAAAGAACUUCCAUGAGGAUCAACCAUCUGUUAUUUGACCUUCGAUACAACUCCUACUUUUGAGCCCCCCCCUACUUUCCCGAGCGUGUUGCUGCACCGUAAGACACACCCAUGCAAAAAAAAAAAAACAGUAGCAGUUACUAACA